Molecule: messenger RNA, 10283 nt
Organism: Actinia tenebrosa (Australian red waratah sea anemone)
Lineage: Eukaryota; Metazoa; Cnidaria; Anthozoa; Actiniaria; Actiniidae
Product: zinc finger FYVE domain-containing protein 26
Biological process (GO): mitotic cytokinesis; regulation of cytokinesis; double-strand break repair via homologous recombination
Cellular component (GO): lysosomal membrane; centrosome; midbody
Molecular function (GO): metal ion binding; phosphatidylinositol-3-phosphate binding
Source: RefSeq, a predicted model, not a curated record
UGGAGGACGAGGAGCGACGUUCUGAUCGAAGAAAAAACUUUCAUCAAAUCUAAAAUCUACAGGCUAAAAUAAAAUGAAAGGACAUCUCCGAUCACUGCCACAUACUACUGAUAAUCCGCUGGAGGGGAUAUGAUGAGUGAAAUAAAAAUCUUCGAAGACGUUAGCCAUCAAUUUGAUCGAGAAAAUGAAGUCUGUGUAGAAAAACUUUUCACCUCCUUCUGCAACCAUGUCACGCUUGGACAGUGGGAGCUGGCUAGAGUCUGUCUUAGAGGAUUGUAUGAGAGAAGAAAGCACCUGGAUAAACCUUUGAAGGAGAUACUGCGAGCGCUUAUAGAUCAGCCGACGUUGGUCAGUAAUGGUUCUCCAUCUGUCACUUCUCCCUUUCACCUCUCCUGGUUGUGUCUUGUGGAAUAUCUCGGUUUAUUCACUGCUCAGGAGGACAAACUCCCAGCUCCUGUGGCUCAGACCGUUGAAUUUCGUUUCCUGUUAUAUCUGACAUGCAAGACGGCAUCGAAACAGAUCAUUCAGGAAUUAGACAACUUCCACUGUCAAAUGGUAUAUGGCGAUACAUCACACCAUACUUCUGAUGUAGUCACUUUCUCAAGCUCUUGCCUACACUACAUGGAAAAACUUCUUGAUGAGGAUCCAGCUUUUGGUCAUGCACUUAUUUCCAAACUUACUGGACGAAACAAAAAUGUGCUGGAAACAAACCAAAUUCUACAGCAGUUGUAUUUGAACUGCGUUACAAAAAGUCUAGAUUUAUUGGAAARUGGUUGUUCACAUUCAACAGAUGGUAGUACCGCAGCGCUAACUAGAUCAUCGUCAGGAAAGGAAUGCAAAGAAAGUGAUACUGCAUUUUUAAAACAUAAAGAACACAUUUACCUUAUACUCUCUCUUCUUAACCCUACGUCUGAAAUGACUACACUAUCAGCUACUCUUGAUUCACUCUUUGAAAAACUUAUCAAAAGAACAAAAAUACCUGGUUCAACAUGUUUAGAUAAAGGUAUAUUAUACAGCUGCCUUAUGCACAGACCGUCAACAUUUCUUAUUAAAAAGUUCUGCGACAUUGAAAAUAGGCUAAGACUGCCACUGGAUGGAGAGUUUUGUAAUGUGUUGGAUGCUGGCAAAGAGAUCUUGGGAGUACAAUCAUCUCUUGGCUGUCCUACACUUCAUGUUUGCUUGUUCCAGUCUUACGUCACUGACAGAUCAGAUGCUUGGAGGUUUCUGUACUUUCAUAGUAUGAAUGAGAAUCAUAUUCUGGGCAAUAUUGUGGAAACAGCUUUAUUAUUUAUUAAAGAUGGAGAUUUUGAUAAAGUCACUCAGCUGUUGAAUCCACCAGAGUUCAAGCUGCUAAAGCCCCUGGUGUUACUUCUUGGGUGGCCGUAUUGUUACAGCUGUGAAAAUGCUCGGCACUUAUUGGAUGCUCUCUGGGAUAGUCAGGCCCAGUUGUGUGACCCUUUACUGUAUCAAGCUUGUCAAAAAUUAGCUUAUCAAGUACAACUAGUCAAGUGGUGUUUGGAGAAAGCAGGAACUUUGCUUGCAUCCAAUGAGUCAGGAUCCACUCACCAUCAACAAGCAAGUGAUAUGUUCCAGGGUCUUGAAUCUCAUUCUGUUCUUCACGUUCUGCACAAGUCCAUAAGCCUGGAACAGCUGCCUGAGAAAGAGGUUUUCAGUCUUCUAAGAAAGAGACCAGUUUUCACACCGGCCAUUUUAGGGAAAUGUAAAACACAAGGAGCUACUUACAAAGGAACAGAAGCUGACUCUUGUACUGGAAGUGAGGUUGUUCUUGUUCAAAGUGAAGAUGAAACAAAGUGCAUUCACCCGGAAGUCCAAAGAGAUCUUAUUCUGUACCACAGUUUUUGUGGUUUAAAAAAUUUUAUGGAAGGUGUUGCUUUUCAUUUGCCAAACAAACUUGACAUUUGCCACUCCUCUGACUCUACAACCAACGAAAACUCUGUCCUUUUGAAGAAGCUACAAGAUGGCAGGGAACAUUUAACACACGUGUAUCCCUUGACUUACCGCGUGGAGAUUUUAGAAGAUAUUUUUAGCUUACUGUUUGCCACGUACGAGGAUCUUUACUCGGAAAAGAUACACCAUGACAGUGAUGAUCUUGACACUGGAGAUGAUGAAACGAAGAGCAUAACAACUAGUCUGACAGGCAGUGUAGAAAGUCUUCUUAGUAUUACAAGCACUCCAGAUCUCAAUGCUGCUGAGCACUCUGGGCAUUAUAGCCCUUUUCAAGAUCAAGAACRAGGAAGCUUCAUCCCUCCUGGUUCAACUUCUACGCCAAAUUCUCCCUCGAAGAUCAAGGGACAUUCACGUCAUGGUUCUCGCGGGAGUAAAAAGCAGUUAUUCCAGAGUAAUAAAUCUGAUUUAGACCCAAUUCCUUUAGAAGAAGGGGUGAAGAGGAUGACCGAGAUUUCUGGUGUUGAUAGAGUUCAGAGGAUUCGUGGUUUGGUUCCUCUUGUUGUGGAAAAGAACGAAGGAAAACAAGAGAGCUUGCAGAAAGAAGUAAAAUGCACACAGACAGGGGAUAGGGAAGACACGAAUGAUGAAGAGCCUAAGAUAGGGUUUAUUGCUUCUGAUGAGAUAGUAGCUGAGUAUUUGAAUGUGCUGAAAGAUUGUCUGAUGGAUCUGAACACUGCGAAAAUAAAGCAAAACAAAUCAGGGACACCUGACGUCAGGGACAGCCCAGACUGGCUGCGUUCAUCUGUAGCGAGCAGUACCUUAGAACAACGCGCUUCCAGGCUGGGCCAGUACAUCACAGAAGCCCAGUGGAGGCAUCAACUCGUUACAUGGACAGAUACCACCAAGGUACCAAGGAAUGAAAAGUCAAGGAAGGUCAGUCGUAAGUACAAGCAGAAGCGAGGAAGAGAACUAGUGGAAGAUAAGGCGGAGUAUGCAUCAGAUGAAGAAGGUACAGGUGAAGAAGGUGAUAAAGAUGCGAAGCCAAAAGGCGAUCAUGUUGAGCGGAAAGAGGACUUGGAUGCUCGCUCCGAGGAGUCAAGUUCGUAUCAUAGCCAGGAACUCACAACUGGCACUGAAGACAACACCGGAAGAACCAAGGUUCGACAAAAGCGUUCCAAAAGACCAAAACAAACCAGAAGAGGAUCAGUGUCGGAAGCAGGCCUCGUAGUAAAGGAUGAAAGCACUGUAGCACGCAUGUUAUCUUCUCCUGAAACCCUCAUCUUCAUGUGUAUGCGCAAAGACAGCUACGACCGAGCUCAGCAAGUCAUCAAGAUGUUCGAAAUGCACUCCAAGCCCAGUGCCCAAGCCGCCAUCUUCGCUGAAAAAUAUUCCAGUGCGUUCAAAGAGCUCACCAAGCUUCAACCAAAAGCGCGCCAAAGUCUCUCCCGCCGAAGCUCAGCCCCGUCACGAACAUUAGGCGCGGUUGCCAUGGCAGCAGCUUCAGGCGUGACGUCAUCGGUUGUGUCAAACCUGAUUGACGAGUUACUGACGUCACCGAAUCUUGCCUGCAUUUUGUUGCCAGAUGUUGACUGUGAGGAAGAAGCCAUCAAGAAAUCUUUGUUUUACAGAUUCGUGUCUCCCCAGUUAAUUCCAGUUAUGGUUUGUUUGGACUUGGCUUGCACUGCCAAUGUCUCGUGGGAGAUGUGUAAAAGUCUUGUUGAAACAGCGAAUAGCAGACUCGUACAAGAAGAAGAUGGUUCAUCCAAGCACGAUAGCUGUCUAGUUGGUGUAGUCAGUAUGCUUUCAGACCUUUCCCAGCUCUUGCUCCAACCAGACGAUAAACCAAAGACAAAGCUCACGAUCCUACUCUCACAAAAGCCAAAUCUCAUCGACCUUUUGUCCAGCACUCGACCAAUCCAGUACCAAUCCAGAAAGACAUCUAGGAAGAGAACAAAAGAACAAAAUGAAUCGCUGAAGAACAUGGAACAAGCUUUAGAAGAAGGCGACACUGUUAUCGCUCGAGUAGAAGAGGUUGCUACUCGGCUUAAAAAAACUAAAGUAAAAAGCUCUGGCUCUUUGACGUCGUUCAAGUUAGUCGAGAAGUCUCUUGCUGUACGCGUUGCUUUAACAGAAUUACAGAAGUCUUUUGACUGUACAACUGGUGUUGAUGACGUUUUAGGAGGGGAAAGUUUUAGAAGUCAGGAGAGAUUAGAUUAUUUAAGAACUUUGGUAUAUCAUGUUGACACUCUUGCUACUCUCUUACUCCAUUGGCAAACCAAACCAGAUGACUUACCAGGCGUUAUGGACAGCCCUGAGAAGAAUCGAGGCGUCUUGAUGAAGGCAUCAAAUCCUUUUGUCGUGUUAAACAAGGGCAUAGCAGAGACGCUGGGGAAACCAAUGUUCGAGAGAAGCGUCUCCCCUAAAAGGCUGGAAGGAAUCUGUAAACAGUUAAAUAUUAACCUUGUGAAAGUCAUAGUACACAACUGUUGUCCGCACAUACCAGCAAGUGGGUCGGGCAACAGCAAAGUAUUUCGUUGGCCCUCUUCUGAGCCCACAGUACUUAAUCAUGGGAGUCAGUGGUUGGAGAAAGCAAGGGAGCCGAACCUCGUGGCCAAGGAGCUGCUGACCAAAAUGAUCGACCUACUCACAGAUGUAGCAAAAAACAAUGAAGGACUGGUCGACGCCCGGUCAGCGGCUGUAAUAACAAAAUCCCCAGAAUUUCAUGCAGUCAUUCAAGGAACAAGCGAACUUAAAAAAAUUGACUUGGAYCUUCUUCAAACAAAUGAAUCUAAAAUAUGUUUCUUCAUUAACGUCCUCAACCUCUUAUUCGCCCACGCCUCUCUCGUCCACUUUUCCAAGAGUGACGAUGGAGAAGACUGGGACCCAAARUUCACCUUGACCCGACAUGGGUCACUUAGUCGGCUGUCAAUCACUAGUCUGRGCUGUGAUGYCGAGGACCUGGACAAACCAAGACGUGUUUCAGCACUGGAUAGGAUUUCUUUCCUCAAGCAUAACUGUUAUGAUAUUGGCCAGAUUGGACCCACAAGCGCUUUUGACAUACUCUUCGUGAUUCUCCGCUCUGGCAUGCAACCACCGRCAAUGUUCGGGCCAGCAAUUCAGUUGUGCUACCCCGAACGUCCCGCAGAUGACCCAAAAAGGAAGUACAAACUGACCAAUCCCGAGAAAAGACUGAUAUUUGCCAUCUGUGAUGGCUGCAUUUCCUCCCCAGAUCUCCAGGUGUAUGACGUCAAUGGUUUGGACGCCCAAUUAAACGACGCCGUGGUGACGUACAUCAAUCCUCGAAUCACAAUCGACGUCGCUUCUGGAAAGGUCUUACUACCUGAAUACCUUUCUUGGUACAAGAAUGACUUCCACCAAGGUUCUCUCAACGAACUCGACCUCACCCAAAGUCAAUCCUCACAGGAACCAGACAUCACCUUCCUCCUCCAAUUAGAACCAUUUCUCCUCCCAAACACAGCCAAUCAGCUCCAUGCUGUCCUCGCAGGGAUCAAAGAGGUCACCUAUCGACCAUAUUGCUGGACCUUUGGUUACAAAUUCGAGAUCUCAUCUCUGGAUCAUUCUGAUUCUAGUUCGAAUUUCCAGCGGUCGAGCUCUGUACCUGACAGUCUUUACCUUAGUAUGGAGUACAGUACUUCGUCUUUGAAGUCUUUAGAUACGAGGGGACGAUUCAGUCCUAAUAAAGCAACAUUAGAAUACCUUCAAAAGACAUCUCCUUUGAUGUUCACGCUAGUGGAACUCGUUUGUGAGUCGAGRAAUGAGCCGAAGUCCAGAAGUCCAAGCCAUGAAGUAAUCACUAAAGAAAAAGCACCCGAGGCGCAGUCAGAUGCUCAAGACAAACCCAACAUCUCAAACGAAUCGGUUUUCAGCUCUAUCCUUAAACGAACCGCAUCGUUCCCGACUCUUCAGCGUUAUCUCGCCGCUCGCUUCUACUGCUUAUCUGAACUACUCGUGGGAGCCGCAGUAGAGAGCGACUCUGUGACUGGUAGCUAUGAAUUUGUUCGUCUUGACUCGAGRGUUUCCCGCGAGGACCUCGAUGAUUCAUCUCCGCAGAUUUAUCUCUCUUCUUUAGCGCUGUCAGCCGAAGAUGCGUGUGAGCAGCAGUACGCAUGUCAAGAGUCUAGUGACUACUACCUUAGGCAAGGCAACUUCGACAUUCUUCUUGAAUUAAUCAACACCUCGUGUUUCCAUGGAGACGGCAGUGGGUCGAAACCGGUAGAUUUCUUAUUGACAUCAGCGGUUCUAAGCAGGGGAGGGCUGAGUAGCAUGUUUGUCAAGAGAAUAGAUGCGGUGUUAAGUGAUUUGAACGUGCCGUCGAUUGGGUUUACUCAUAAGUGGAAGAAGAAACCUUGGAGUCUGCUGGCGCAGAUUAAGGAUAGUGAUCACUUGGCGCAGCUCGUGUUGAGCAAGAUGAGAGAGUAUAAGGCUAAAGAUGCUUCAGACAUUUUGAAUUUGGCCAUGAGUCGGUCACCUAGGAACACCGCGUUGAGAAAAGAAUUAGAACAUAGGAAAAAGGAGUUGAAUCUACACAUUAAGAUUGCUAGUUGUGCCAAGACUCAUCAGUACAAGACACCUAACGCCAAUUCCUUCGCGCUCUUGACACAGUGGCAGGGCGUGGCAGUCGCUACUCCUGAAGAACCUGAUCACGUGAUGAAYUUCUUGUUGUCUAUACAACAGUACGACCUGGCGGCGGACUGGGCMGAGAUGCAUGCGCUGCCGCACGAAUUUCAUAAGGCCAUCAAAGAAAGCCAUCUCAAACACCUACUAGAAAGCAGCCCAGAAGACACCAUGAAGGCGUACCGCAUCCUCGAAGGUAUCCAGGAACAGCACAUGGCCUUAGAAGUCUGUGAUUCUUUACUGCAACAAAACCUUCACGUCAGUCAGACCCUCUUCAUCAUCCAGUUCAUGUUGACCAAUCUACGUCCCCACCUCUCCCCCAUCAGGAUUGAAGAACUACUUCUGACAAAGAUGGGUGCCAAGGCACUACUGUGUAUACCAGAUAUGGCUAGGCCAGCAUAUGAACAUCUAGUGUCUCGGCCCAACUUACUGCUCGAACAGCUUCUCAUGAACCUGAAAGUUGAGUGGGCAGCGCGCGUGUUUAACCGCCUUCAAGUUGACCUAGCUUUAAUGGGAGAGGAAAAUGACGACGAUGAAGGUGCAAGGCGUCAUGGGUGUACUGUUAAGGUAUUUGAUGGCCUCCUUGCUCGAUACGCUGCAAAGGCGCUGGAGUUUCAAGUCGUGCAAGCAGAGAAUAGACAAGAAAUCCCAACCGGGUCUCAAGUGUUUCAMCCCACUCCUCCCUCAUCGCCAACGCCUUCCGCAACAAGCUUCGGAGGUCGUCACACCCCAAUACCAAUCUCAGGCCGUGAGACACCAAAUCCAAAUAAAGACAUCUUGAAGGACAAGAUAGCGAACCAAGAAUAUGGGCGUGGCAGCUUGCAACGAUCGGUAUCGUCGAUUACCGCGGACACCCUCAGAAGGACUGGUCAGCCAUCGUAUGUUCCUCCGGCCAUUCCUCCGCGCAAGGAAGAAUGGAUGCCAGACGCUCAAGUUCUUGACUGUAUCAUAUGUAAGGAGCCCUUUGGUAUGUUUAAUCGUCGUCAUCAUUGUCGUCGUUGUGGUCGUGUAGUGUGUGGCACGUGCUCCAAGCAUAGUUGUGUUGUACARGGUUUUGGUAAGACACCGGUGCGCGUGUGUAACACGUGCUAUGAACACUUCUACGAUAAGAAGCUGCAUAAAGAACAAGUAGAAACCGCCCACACUUCUCCAGCCUCCAAAAGCCCUGCGCGUCCAGGAGGUGUUGGUUCCCUGGAGAGAAGCGUGGCGCAGGACAGCGUGGUUGGUAGCUAUACCGGUGCUUACGUCGCCGAGGCUCAAGCAGACCCUAUAGUUGUCAAUAAAUGGAAAUUAACUCUGGAGCCAGAGAACAAUCUGUCCGUACGAGACGAGUUUUACUACGAACAGGCCCCCAGCUCGUCUCUGUGUAUCGCCAUCCUAGACCUUCACAGCGAUAACUCSGUCUGUGGUCGCCUUCUACUGGAUCUCUGCAACACGUUAUCGAAGAAACUCGURGCUAUAAGACCAGGRGUGAGGAACGAAGAGGUGGACCAUAAUCUUAUUAUCAGCAUGAUUCGAUAUUUACUCUUCAACGCCAAACUCAAAAUGAUCAAAGCAGGCGAGACACAAGGAGUSGAGUUGUGUGACACGUAUCUCGGCCACGUGGAACUGAUGAAGUUCCUUGCGGAAUCAAAUUGUGGAGACAUUCCUUCGUUACAGGACCUGAUACGUCCUGACUCUGCCAGGCGUCUUCGUGAUCGUUUCAUAGAAGAUGAACGUCUCACCCUUGCCAUGGAGGUAUCAACCAAAUGUGGUCUGGACCCCUCUGGUGUCUGGGCUGCUGCUGGCUUUGCCUGUUUAAAGGCUGGUGAUCUGGCCUUUGCUAGAGACAAGUUUGCCAAAUGUAUGAAGCCAAAUGAAGGAAAGCAGCAACAAAACUCCCAGUUCCUGGAUAAAGUAUUGGAUAUUUUACAACACUCUCCUCUCAUCUCAUUUCCUCAGACGACAAACGAACUUUUGUCACCACUCCAUUGUCUUGCUGAACACGCCAAGAAUGUAUCCCAUGGAAGCGUUCUCGACAGCAAGCGGUUUGACGAGUGUCUGUAUUAUCUGCACACCUAUGGCAAUGAUGCUUCUAUUGUAGCGUUCUAUGUUCGCCACGCGCAAAUCAGAUUAGCCUGUAGAUACAUACUAGAAAAGAAACCCUCUCCAGAGGUGUUCGUAGAGAGUCUGCUCAUGCGUCUGGUUAGUAAAGGCAAUCUGACCGCGCUUAAAGAACAAAUGGAAACAGCUGACCCAACACUGCAGUCCUGGAUGACCUAUCUAACAGCUGCUUGUCGGUACCUUCACAAGCGAGGCUACCACCAUCUGCUCUAUGAUUUACAGCUCUUCAUGAAAGAUUAUUUUCGUGCUGCUCAGACGUGUAUUCGUUUCUUCGAGGGUGCUGCUGGAGGCAAUGUGUCAACCUACGAGAAUCUGUUUUCCCGCCUUGAAUACCUCAGCAAAGCACGUGGUCAUCUMGAGACGGUCAUCAUCGAGAAAAAAUCCCCACGUGGUUCGRCAUUGAGCGCGGGCGCAUGGCUUCGCAGYCAUGGGAGCAUGCGCAGGAAGUCUCAAGAAGAGAUGCAGCACGUGACGGUCACGUUGUCAGRCCUCAACAGUCACGUGAACACCAUCAACCUGCAAUUCGAAGUGACGAAUUUUAUUCAUAAAUGUUUGGUGGAGGGGACGAGUGCUUCKAGUCUCAGGUCGAAUGACGAUACCAGAUUGCCGACGUUAUUUGGAAAUGGUCAUGCUAGAGCUGAACUGGCURUCCAGGUUCUGUUAUCCGGUUCUACGAUACAAGAUGGUUUCUCUCUUGCGUGUCGCAUCAUCCAGGACUAUAACCUACCCGCGUCCCGCGUUUAUGUGGACGCUGGUCGGGCUCUCGCUCGUCAGUACAGGUUUAACCACAUYCAACAGCUGCUGAAAUGUGUUGGUGAAGUAGGACUGGUCACUGACAAAUGCCACGAUGACAUCAUACUGGCCUGCGUGCGCAUCGCAUCCGCUGAUCAAAAUCAGGCUAAACAUGUUGAUAACUUAAUCAAGCUUCUGAGAAGCGACGUUAACAUGAUCGACGCAUAUCUGCUUUGCGGCAAGCUCAAAUCUGCGUACCUGAUAGCCGUGAAAGAAAAACGAGUGGAAGCCAUCCAAAUGAUCGCAGAAGAGGCGCAGAAAACAGGACAAACCAAGACACUURGUCUGUGCAAGAAAUGGUUGGAGCAACACCAGAAAAAGGAGGAWACUGAGGAGAGAUCACCCAUGAUGCAACGACGUCAGGCCAAAWAAUAAAUCAAGGAAAGUCCGAACGAUUGCAGUUUAAGAACUAAGAUAAAGUGUAGUGAAAUUUAUAGUUAGUGAAAUUUUUUGAGCUGGGAAAAUUCUCAAGCAGGGGAAACCCCACUGAGUGCAAAGUUAAGUUUUAAUGAUUGGAGAACACUGAUGAUUGGUUAAUUAUUGAAGUUGCUGGGCAACCAACCGCUGACCUUUGCCUCCAURUGACGUCAUCGCCGCCAURUUGGUGAUCGUAAACUAAAUGACCGAUGAUGGAAUAUUAUACUAUGAAUACAAUAGACUAUAUUAUUUUUAUAUUUAAACUAAGUUCAAAAUACGAAAAUCGGAAAUUAUCUCUUAUGAAAAAUGUAGGAUUAAUAGGAUAUUUUUUAAAUUGUGAAUUGUGAAUAAAUAACUCGAGGAAAUAACCAAAAAUAAUUGUAAAWCACUCGAAUAAAGUCAUAGAAAUUAUUUCAAAACAACACAAA